Molecule: messenger RNA, 5546 nt
Organism: Sapajus apella (tufted capuchin)
Lineage: Eukaryota; Metazoa; Chordata; Mammalia; Primates; Cebidae
Gene: GK
Product: glycerol kinase
Exons: 22
Coding region: 134-1918 (594 amino acids)
Biological process (GO): glycerol metabolic process; triglyceride metabolic process; glycerol-3-phosphate biosynthetic process
Cellular component (GO): mitochondrion
Molecular function (GO): glycerol kinase activity
Source: RefSeq, a predicted model, not a curated record
GCCUCGAGCGCGGUCCGAGCGUUCAGCGGACGCGCGCGGCCUCGCUCACAGGACUCGUCACCCGCCCCUCCCCCUCCCGCCGCCGUCACCCGGGAAACCGGCCUCAAUCGCUGGCGGACCUGAAGCUGGUUUCAUGGCAGCCUCAAAGAAGGCAGUUUUGGGGCCAUUGGUAGGGGCAGUGGACCAGGGCACCAGUUCGACGCGCUUUUUGGUUUUCAAUUCAAAAACAGCUGAACUACUUAGUCAUCAUCAAGUGGAAAUAAAACAAGAGUUUCCAAGAGAAGGAUGGGUGGAACAGGACCCUAAGGAAAUUCUACAUUCUGUCUAUGAGUGUAUAGAGAAAACAUGUGAGAAACUUGGACAGCUCAAUAUUGAUAUUUCCAACAUAAAAGCUAUUGGCGUCAGCAACCAGAGAGAAACCACUGUAGUCUGGGACAAGUUAACUGGAGAGCCUCUCUACAAUGCUGUGGCUGCUCCAGUUUCUCCUGGCCCUUCAGUUCCAGUUGCCGUUGUUCCCUCUGGCUCUUCAGUUCCAGCUGCUGGUACUUCCUCAGUGUGGCUUGAUCUAAGAACCCAGUCUACUGUUGAGAGCCUUAGUAAAAGAAUUCCAGGAAAUAAUAACUUUGUCAAGUCCAAGACAGGCCUUCCACUUAGCACCUACUUCAGUGCAGUGAAACUUCGCUGGCUCCUUGACAAUGUGAGAGAAGUUCAAAAGGCUGUUGAAGAAAAACGAGCUCUUUUUGGGACUAUUGAUUCAUGGCUUAUUUGGAGUUUGACAGGAGGAGUCAAUGGAGGUGUCCACUGUACAGAUGUGACAAAUGCAAGUAGGACUAUGCUUUUCAACAUUCAUUCUUUGGAAUGGGAUAAACAGCUCUGCGAAUUUUUUGGAAUUCCAAUGGAAAUUCUUCCAAAUGUCCGGAGUUCUUCUGAGAUCUAUGGCCUAAUGAAAAUCUCUCAUAGCCUGAAAGCUGGGGCCUUGGAAGGUGUGCCAAUAUCUGGGUGUUUAGGGGACCAGUCUGCUGCAUUGGUGGGACAAAUGUGCUUCCAGAAUGGACAAGCCAAAAAUACGUAUGGAACAGGAUGUUUCUUACUAUGUAAUACAGGCCAUAAGUGUGUAUUUUCUGAUCAUGGCCUUCUCACCACAGUGGCUUACAAACUUGGCAGAGACAAACCGGUAUAUUAUGCAUUGGAAGGUUCUGUAGCUAUAGCUGGUGCUGUUAUUCGCUGGCUAAGAGACAAUCUUGGAAUUAUAAAGACCUCAGAAGAGAUUGAAAAACUUGCUAAAGAAGUAGGUACUUCUUAUGGCUGCUACUUUGUCCCAGCAUUUUCAGGGUUAUAUGCACCUUAUUGGGAGCCCAGUGCAAGAGGGAUAAUCUGCGGACUCACUCAGUUCACCAAUAAAUGCCAUAUUGCUUUUGCUGCAUUAGAAGCUGUUUGUUUCCAAACUCGAGAGAUUUUGGAUGCCAUGAAUCGGGACUGUGGAAUUCCACUCAGUCAUUUGCAGGUAGAUGGAGGAAUGACCAGCAACAAAAUUCUUAUGCAGCUACAAGCAGACAUUCUGUAUAUUCCAGUAGUGAAGCCCUCGAUGCCUGAAACCACUGCACUGGGUGCUGCCAUGGCAGCAGGGGCUGCAGAAGGAGUCGGCGUAUGGAGUCUUGAACCCGAGGAUUUGUCCGCCGUCACAAUGGAGCGGUUUGAACCUCAGAUUAAUGCUGAGGAAAGUGAAAUUCGUUAUUCUACAUGGAAGAAAGCUGUGAUGAAGUCAAUGGGUUGGGUUACAACCCAAUCUCCAGAAAGUGGUGACCCUAGUAUCUUCUGUAGUCUGCCCUUGGGCUUUUUUAUAGUGAGUAGCAUGGUAAUGUUAAUCGGAGCAAGGUACAUCUCAGGAAGCUGGAAAAUCAACUUAAGGUCUAAUUAGUUAGACUAAUCUUUGGGUGCAGUUAGAAGUAAGAACUAUGACUCUGCUUAACCUUUUUAAAUUUUUAAUGUGAUGAUUUCUUUGAGAGGGACUACAUUCUGCUGUCAGCUACAGCAGUAAGCAAAAGUGAAAAUACUAAUGUUUAAAUGAAAGGACUUCCAAAUUGACUGCUGAAAGUUAAAGUAUAAUUUUGACAUUAAUUAAAUUGUCUUUUAAAUAUGUAUAAAUUAUUUUUCAUACUCCUGAAAAUUUGCUAAGCAAGUCUUAACAUUGAAUUCUGGCAAGACUUUCAGCCAGAGCAUGUCAGCAGAGUUCCUGUAAAACUCUAAAACCAGGGAAGAUUUAUAGUUACUUUUAUUUCAGUUAAAAGAAUAUAUUUUAUGAACUGAAGGUUUAAACAUUAUUGCUUAAAUAAAUUGGGGUUGAAAUGAAAACAGAAUUAUUUUUCCACAUUAACUUCUACCGAAUACUUUUUAAAAUAAAAGUAAAGUGGUUCAGCAUGUUAUGAAAUAUAUUGCAUAAUCUUAUUAAUUUAUGAUAGCCAUUUUUGGAAGCCACUCCUGAUGAUAGCUCAGUUUUUCUUAAAAUUACUGGCUUAAAUAGAAAUGAUGUUUCUUAUUCUGCAUGUUCCCAUAAAAUUGAAGCUUUAAAAAAAAAUCUUCAUGAUUAGGGAAAUAGUUAAAUUCUCUCUUAUUUAAUAAGGUAAUGACCUGAGUUCAAGACGUAAAAUUUAAACUUUAGUGAUACGAGAGGGAACAUCUGUUUGUGAAGAUCUGACAAACAUUUAUUUGGCUUGGCAUUAUCAGUUUAGUGCUAUAUAUAAAUGUGGAAUGAAAGUUAUUUACAGAAAAUUAUUUGCAGAACAUUAGAUUAUCUUUUAAUGAGAAAAUUUCGGUUACUUGCAUGAGAAUUUAAAACUAGAUUAUCUUACUUUUUUCCAUAUUCUGAAUGUUCAAACAUAUUCAGAAUAAAUUUGUUCAAAUUGCCUGCUUCUGUACUAACAAUACCUUAGUUUGGUAUCAGUAAAAGAAGAAAACACUAUGGAAUACUACAGAAAAUAUUGUAAAUAUUGUUUCCAAAAAUACAACCACUAGUCCAAAUAAACUUAUUUUUUCUUUGAAUUACCUUACAAAGGACCUCUGUAUACAUAAAUCUAUGGGGAAUCUGUUCUUUCUGCUUCUCAAGAAUGUUUGGUGGAAGACUGUAAACAUUCCCAUGAGAACUGUAAUUUAAAUCUAUAAAGAAACAUAUACAUUGUUUUAGAAAAAGUUCUGUUACUUUUCAUUAUCCUGAGUAUUUUGGGCUGCAUAAUGAUGGUCUGGAAAAGUAAAGAAAAAAAAACAUUGCAGCUGAAAAUUUUGACUUUUUUCGUUUGUUUCUCCCUUGGUAUUAUGACAUCAUGAAAAGGCCUUGUCUCUAUGAACAUUGAGACAUGUGGCAUCUCUCUAAGCUAAAAGAUGCGCUAAGUGUCCAGAUUCUUAGGCUUCUAAAAUGCAUGUGGUCACUAUAUUUAGGUUCUCUUUUUGGUGACAUACACUGCAAUUUGAGAGGGCUGGAAAUUGUUUGUCUUGGUAAACAAUUAGCAACAGUGGCAAUAUUUGCUAAUUUUGGAAUUGGCCCUGUUAUAUUUGUUGCAUUUUAAUUGUGAGGCAUGGUUUAGAAAUCAUAUGGACUUUCUAGCUUCAUAAAUGAUUGAAUAGUCUUCAUUGCUUUAACUCCUGAAUUGUAUGCACGUAUUAUUGACAUAUAUGGUUUUUGUUCCCCAUUUCAGGUAUUCCAUAAAUACUACCAACUCAUGGAUUCCCAAGAUUCAAGCUUUUUACAUAAUGAAAGAAUCCAGCAAUUCUGUCUCUUAAUGUGAUGACACUAUUCAUAGACUUUGAUUUUAUUUAUAAGCCACUUGCUGCAUGACCCUCCAAGUAGACCUGUGGCUUAAAAUAAAGAAAAUGCAGCAAAAAGAAUGCUAUGGGAACAUAUGGUGGCUUUUUUUUUUUUUUAACAUCCACGGUUAAGGUUGGGCCAGCUACCUUUGGGGCUGACCCCCUCCAUUGCCAUAACACCCUGCUCCAUUCCCACUAAAAUCUUGGAAGAAUUCAGAUCCUCACCCUUGGAACCUUCCAUCAAACACACUCAAACACUAUUGGACCAGGAUUUGAGUCUCUGCAUGACAUAUAUUUGAUUAAAAGGUUAUUACUAACCUGUUAAAAUGAGCAGCUUUUUGCAUUUAACAGACACCCCCAAAGUCUUCUUUUCUAUUUAGAAGACUGCAACACCUUUACUGAACGUUUGAAUAGAAACCUCUACUAAAUUACUAAAAUAGACAUUUAGUGUUCUCACAGCUUGGAUAUUUUUCUGAAAAGUAUUUGCCAAAACUGAAAUUCUUCAGAUAUUUUCCAAGGUCCUACUAAUUAAAAUGACUUUCUGUCUGGAUCUUAUAGGAAAGGAUACUUUCUUUUGUCUUCCAUCUUUCCUUUUUAUAUUUUUUACUUUGUAUGUAUAACAUACAUGCCUAUAUAUUUUAUAUACUGAGGGUGGCCCAUUUUUAAAUUAAGAGCACAUUAUAUUCAGAAGGUUCUAACAGGGCUGGUCUUAUGUAAACCACUAUGUAUAUAAAAUGUUGGAAAACAGCUGUAUACAUUUUUGGGCAACGGUUAUGCAUAAUAUUUGCCAGAAGAAUCUUUUUCUUAAAGAGCCAACAUUUAAAAUUUGUGUUUUAUGUCAAUAAAAGAAAAUAUACUUCAACUAUAUUUCUUAUCCCUUACAUUUUUAUUUAAUUGUCUUAGCUUAAAAAAAGAAGAAACUGCAGAAUACUACAGUAAAUAUUGUUUUCAAACACAAGCACUAAUUCAGAUAGUUAUCUUUCCUUUGAAUUAAUUUUAAGUGUAUUUUGGGUCCUAUUGAGGGGAUGAGAGGAUGUCAAAAAAAGUUAAAUAUCUAAGCAGAAUAAAGUUUAGAAAUAAAGCCAAGAAUCUCUUUCAUUUCAAAUGUUAUAAAUUGUUAAUAAGAAACAUGCUAUCUGGGGUGACAGAAUUAUCCCUGCUUAAUAUCAUAACUGAAAAAAGGUUUAUCAUUACAAAUGCCUUCCAAUGAAACCAAGAAUUUCUCAAAAUAUUUAAUGUCACAUAUUAUAAGAAGUUAUCUAAUGUAGCUUCUUAAGGUCAAUUUUUAAAAGUAUCUUAAAAUCACUUUGUUUUGUAGUAAAUAGUGAAGAAAAGGUUGCCUCCUAAUUAUUUUCUUCAAUGAGUACUGAAUGGGAAAAUAUUUAUAUCUUACUAUAAAAGGUUCUGUUUUGUUUAGAAUUAAUGGUAGCUUUAUUAACUGUUCUGAUUGUGCUGUUUCUAAAUUACUGAAUUGGGUAGGUUUUAUUGAUGCACCUGUCAUUUAACUGACAUAAAUACUAUAGAAGGGUAUUGUGAAAUGAUCACUUUGUGGCAGGGGUACUUUUAAACAUGAUUGUUUCUACAAAAGUAGGUUGAGUUCAUUGUAAAUAAUUGUGAAAACGACUGUUCAAAUAAUUUUAAGAUUACAUUAAUUUUUCUAUAAAUUGCAAGAUUUAUAAAUGUUUGAAAAUGUACACAUUGAUACCUAAUGACAAAUUGACUUAAAAUAAAUUGACCCCUCGUUCUUA